AUGGACAACAUCAGUGUUCUGACAAGCACUGAUGCUGAGGGCGGACUUCCGGCUCUUCCUCGUUUGAGAUUUAAUAGGGAAGGUAAUCUUCUAGCCAUUUCUACGGCAGAUAACGGAUUUAAGAUCCUAGCAAACACAGCUGGUUUCCGAUCUUUAAGAGCCAUGGAAGCUUCUGCUUUUGAAACGAUGAGGAAUCCAGUCGAUUCUUCCGUAAUCAAAGCUGUUCCUGGUGCUCCUGUUGCGUCUGUCAGCUGUAAAAUUGAACGAGGCUCUCCGGUUAGACCCUCACCUAUCCUGAAUGGAGUUGAUCCCUCGAAGCCAAGAAUAGACGACUCAACAGACAAACCAAGACCUUGGCAAUUAGCUGAAAUAUUGGACCCAACCCAGUGUCGCCAGGCUACUUUACCCGAGACCGCUGGUUCUUCCAUAAAGGUCGUCCGGCUUCUGUAUACUAAUUCCGGCGCUGGAAUCUUGGCAUUAGGUUUGAACGGUAUUCAGAGGCUCUGGAAGUGGGUUCGCACUGAGCAGAACCCAAGUGGAAAGGCAACUACUGCUGUUGUUCCUCAGCAUUGGCAACCAAACAGUAGUCUUCUCAUGACCAACGAUGUCUCUGGUGUAAACCUUGAAGAGUCUAACCCGUGCAUCGCUCUCUCUAAGAACGAUUCAUAUGUCAUGUCGGCUGCUGGAGGAAAAGUCUUCUUGUUCAACAUGAUGACUUUUAAGGUGAUGACAACAUUCAUGCAACCUCCACCGGCAUCAACAUUUCUGGCGUUCCAUCCUCAGGACAAUAACAUCAUUGCAAUUGGAAUGGAGGACUCCACGAUUCACAUCUACAAUGUCCGAGUGGAUGAGGUCAAAUCAAAGCUAAAGGGUCACCAGAAAUGCAUCACUGGCUUAGCAUUUUCUACAACCCUCAAUAUCUUGGUUUCAUCUGGUGCUGAUGCUCAGAUAUGCUUUUGGAGCAUUGACACAUGGGAGAAGAGAAAAUCCGUAGCAAUACAAUUGCCAGCAGGAAAAGCCGCCAAUGGAGACACGCGUGUGCAGUUUCAUGUGGAUCAGAUCCGUAUCCUGGCAGUCCACGAGACACAACUAGCUAUAUUUGAUGCUUCCAAGAUGGAAUGUAUCCGACAGUGGAUUCCUCAAGACUCGUUGUCUGCUCCCAUAUCCUCAGCAGUGUAUGCCUGCAACAGCCAGUUAAUCUACACCACUUUCCGCGAUGGUAACAUUGGAGUGUUCGACGCAGACACUCUUAGAUUAAGAUGUCGUAUCUCUCCAUCCGCCUACUUGCUUCAAGGGAACCAAGGUUUGUCCCCUCUAGUUGUGGCAGCUCACCCACAAGAGCCAAACCAGUUUGCGGUCGGUUUGAAUGAUGGGUCAGUUACGGUGAUAGAACCGACGGAGGCUGAAGGCAAGUGGGGGAUGGUUCCACCCUCUGAAGCGAUCAACACUUCACCAUCCACCACAAACAACCAGAGUCAAGAACAGUUACAAAGAUGA
Messenger RNA from Eruca vesicaria subsp. sativa (arugula), 1497 nucleotides. The record is from the annotation of a GenBank genome assembly. NCBI's taxonomy places the organism in Eukaryota, Viridiplantae, Streptophyta, Magnoliopsida, Brassicales, Brassicaceae.